Stylophora pistillata is the source of this 2195-nucleotide messenger RNA. Its product is annotated as protein CNPPD1. Gene Ontology annotation, biological process: regulation of cyclin-dependent protein serine/threonine kinase activity. Gene Ontology annotation, molecular function: cyclin-dependent protein serine/threonine kinase regulator activity; protein kinase binding. Gene Ontology annotation, cellular component: cyclin-dependent protein kinase holoenzyme complex; nucleus. Lineage: Eukaryota; Metazoa; Cnidaria; Anthozoa; Scleractinia; Pocilloporidae. The record is from RefSeq and is a predicted model, not a curated record.
GAUAGAGCAUCGCUUGCGUUCGAUCGAGCAAGGAGUGGCAAUUUAUUUUCAUAUUUUGGCUUUUAAUUUUACUGCAAAAGGAUACUGGAAUGGACAGAGGAGAUCAGGAGGAAAGAGGUGCUACGCAAUCGAGCAGUCACGUUGAAUUCAGAGAUCGUGUUCGUAAAACCCUUUACUAUGGCCAAUACUCGGACAGAUCGCUUCCAUCUCUGGCAGUUACAGAUGUUGCAGUGGAGGUUCUAGGUUCUGUUGCACCCACAGACAGAAAGUGUUUGGAUACAAGCUAUGCUAUGGUGGUCUCACGGAGAGCCAAGAUAUCUCCCUGUACAUUGAUGAUGGGGAUUCUUUACUCUGAGAGAUUACGUCAGAAGAACCCUGAGUAUCUUGCACGAGUGUCAUCGUCUGACUUGUUCCUGAUAUCAGUGAUGGUGGCGUCCAAGUAUUUGUAUGAUGAAGGAGAGGAAGAGGAAGUGUUUAAUGAUGAUUGGGCCAGAGCAGGAAACAAAACUGUGAAUGAUGUAAACAAGCUUGAAAUGGAAUUUUUGGCGUCUAUUGACUGGAGCCUUUUUGUCAGUAAUCAAGAAUUUUUGGAUUUUGUCAAUAAAGUGGAGUCCAGAAUUGCAACAACACAUGGACUUUGCCGUGGUUGGUUCACAUACGGUGACUUGUGCACGUUGCUGGAUAACACCAGGUUUCUUGGUACUUUGAGUCUUUUGAGACUUGAAAUUUUGAAGGUGUUUAGUGCAUGUACCUUGGCCUAUGUGUUCAGUUUGUCUUUGGCGCUGUCUGUCACUUCCUUCACCAGUUGUCAUUGUCACCACAGUAAUAACACUUCUGACAACUUCACCCCCCCUGUGCAGACACCAGUCUGUUUAACCACAGAAUCUGCCUGCCGGUUUCAUCACCCACCAGAAAUGCCCAGGCGAAGAACAGAAGUACCUUUGGUGGUUUCAAAGAGAUUUCAAAUGCAGCACAACCAUUCUGAGACUCCGGUACAACAAGCUAUGACCAUCAAGACCCAACAAGGAUUGCAGGGAAAUGAAUGCUGUUCUCCACUUUCUUGCAAUUGGAAACCCUUAGAAUUUGUAUUAAACAAUGCUGUGCAGGAUUCGAGAAACAAAGUCAAUGUGAAUGAGCUGAAAACUCGCAAAGACUCUGCUGAGGAUUUGAGACUUUCUUCUACCCUGUUUACCCAAAUAUUAUCACAAAAGCUUGUUUUGCAUAACCCCUGUACCUCAUUUCGUUUUAUGGAAAGCUACACAUCAGGUCUUGUUCAAAGUAACUUUGUGUCAAAUGUUACAGGUGCAUUAGGACACAGUGACUGGCUGAGAAGCCAUGCAAAGAGCAGUUUCAUUUGUGUGGCCUAAGAAGUGGUGCACUUUUUUUUUAACUACUUUAAAAAUUAGGGGGUGGGUCAUAUCUCUCAGGAUAAUUUCUUCUUAUUGGUAACUCUUUUCUAGGCAGCAACUGAAAUUGCAGAAUAGUUCAAAUAAGAAAAGGCCAUUUGUGAGAGUCCUGCUAGUCAAAUCCAUUUGAAUUUGUUCAAUUCUUAGAUUCAGACAGAAAAUAUGAGAUGUCUUCAGUCAUGUUUUGGAGCUAUCCACAUGGUAUUGUUUGGACUUGGUCACUCAAACAUUUCAAGUUUUAACGAUUAUAAAUUUGGAAACUAUGGUUACAUUAAAAGGGAAGGGUAUAAGGAACGUUUACUUUGUAACAGCAAAUAUGAAUGCAGCGCUAAUUUCAGAGCUAAAUUAUACUAUAGUUUAAGGUAGAGUGUCAUUGAAGUGACCCAAAUUUGGGAUUUACAUUGUCAAAGAAUAUAAACUAGUGGUUGCUCAUUGAUUUCUAGUAUGCAUAGUUAUAGUCACUGAAAGAUAUUUAAAGAACUUUAUUCAAAAAACAUACAAUUUCCUUGCACAGAAAAAAAAACAUGCUCCUCUAAUUAUAUUUUUUGAUAAACUUGAUAUCUUAGAGUAUCAGAAGAGUACCAGAAGAGGCAAAAUGAUUUUACAAGGGAUCUUUUUUAAGGCAAUAACAUUAAAGUAAUUGAAAUUGAAGUAAGUUCGAUAAUUUUCAUCCCACUUUACCCGUUUUAUUUUUCUGAGCAGUAUUCUUCUGCUCCUUUAGUAAACGCUCACAACACAUCAGUUUACUAAUAAGUUGGUUAAUGUGAAAGGAAAAUUUGUCUUGGUAUU